AUGACGGCUGCGUCAAAUGUGCAAACCGAGAGGGUUAUACAAGAAGUACGACUUCGACCAUGUCUUUGGAAUCUCCGCGACAAUUCAUAUAAAAAUAAAGACGCGAAAUUAAAGGCAUGGAAAGAUGUUUGCGAAGCUGUUUGUCCGAAUUUCGGAGAUAGUUCAGGUGAAGAAAAAAAACAAAUCGACCUCCCAAAAUGUUGCUUCAACGUCAUCGCAAAACUCGCAAAGUAUUUUACCUAUUACCACGACCCCGGACUUGCCAUCAACAGAAGAAACAUUUCAGACACCUGUGCAGGCUUCUCCAAAACCGUGGCAGAGAAAAAAAAGAGAUGUAUGACAGACUUUGAGUCACAAUUAUUGAAAAUAUUAGAAAAGAAUGACACUUCCACCACAAACUUUGCGUCGUCUACGGCUCUUAAAGACGAUGACUGCAGUUUUUUUAAUUCUCUAGCACCCAUUAUAAACGAUUUCGAUAAUUAUAAAAAAUUGUUAUUCCGAACUAGAAUACUGGAGCUAGCUAUGGAAAUUAGAGGUCCAGCUAUGAACUCGCCCAGCACAUCUGCAUCAACCGCUACCAACGAUUUACCUCACUUAUCAGGGAGUGAUGUGGACGAGUCUUUAGAAAGCUGGCAACACGGUGAUUACACUGCAUUGUAA
Parnassius apollo (apollo) is the source of this 660-nucleotide messenger RNA. The record is from the annotation of a GenBank genome assembly. NCBI's taxonomy places the organism in Eukaryota, Metazoa, Arthropoda, Insecta, Lepidoptera, Papilionidae.